AUUUAAUCUACUAAAGCUUUGUGUGUUCUUACAAAAAAAGUUGAAUCCAACUUUGAAGUUCCGUGUUAGUUCAAUUAACGUUACUGAACAACAAAACUUAAGAAAACUUUGAAAAGAAGAGUAGUAGUGGUGCAUUGUUUUAUCUUCAACCCGUAGCCAGUAAUUAAAUAAAAUAAUUAUCCCAACUCGAUUGUGGUGUGGCUCCACUACAUAUUUCACACUUACACAGUGGGAGUGUUCCAUGCACUCACCCACACACCCAUUUGGGCCCUCAGUAUAAUCUCCUUGGUAGAGCUCACGCACACAUGCACAGCUCACCCUGUCUGCACAAACACAGCGGCACUCUCAGUUCACUACACAACCUCAUCUACCGCACUCACGCGCAGAAAAAAAAGAUAAAGCGAUCUAUCGAUCUUUUUUCGAAUCGAAAAAACUAGCCGCCUGAUAGGCUUCAUUCCUAUAGUCGGAUAAACCUGACGUUUACAACCGAACGCGUCGCCCGGGCAGCCAUUUAUUUCGAUCACAAUAUUUAUGACAGCGUAAUUAAUUGAACAUGUCGUUUUAAUUAUGUAAAUAAGAAUGAGUGAUAAUCAAUUUAAAUUACGUGUUCGGAACUCUUUUAAUUUAAUGUAAACAGAUAUUUAUCAUCUAUUGUGACUUUUUUACGGUGUUUAAGAAUUUCUGUGUAAUGUUUUUACUACGGAAGCGAGACUUUGUAUGAUGCUUGAUCUUCUACAGUGGAGUUACUAUAGUUAGUGCCGGCUGCGAGAGCUGUUAAUGGAAUUAUUAAGUUGAUCUCUCAUACCAUUAUGGAACGCCACCAAAAUGGUAUGGAUGUGUGGGUAGGUCAAGGUCGUGUAAACCAGCUUGGAGGCCUUUUCAUCAAUGGGCGGCCCUUACCGAAUCACAUCAGGCUGAAGAUUGUGGAAAUGGCGGCCGCGGGAGUCCGGCCCUGCGUCAUCUCACGACAGCUCCGGGUCUCGCACGGCUGCGUCUCCAAGAUACUCAACAGAUACCAGGAAACGGGUUCUAUCAGGCCUGGUGUGAUCGGUGGUUCAAAGCCGCGGGUAGCAACACCAGAAGUGGAAGCCAGAAUAGAAGAGCUCAAGCGACAAAACCCGGGCAUAUUUUCCUGGGAAAUACGGGAAAAACUUAUUAAGGAAGGCGUAACGGACCCACCGAGCAUUUCAUCCAUUUCGAGGCUGCUGCGCGGGGGCUCGAGAGACCCCGACGGGAAGAAGGAUUACAGCAUCGACGGCAUACUGGGCGGUCGAGGUUCAGAUUCAUCAGACAUUGAAUCGGAGCCAGGGUUGACUCUGAAAAGGAAGCAAAGAAGAUCCAGAACAACCUUCACUGGAGAACAGUUGGAUGCUCUGGAGAGGGCUUUCCAUAGAACACAAUACCCUGAUGUCUACACUCGAGAAGAAUUGGCACUGCAAACGGGGCUUACCGAGGCUAGAAUACAGGUUUGGUUCUCGAAUCGUCGCGCUCGUCUCCGUAAGCACACAGGCUCAAAUCCAAGUCCUAGUCUUGCUGGAUACUCAGCAAUACCAAUGCCACAAUUACCAUGUCCUUACCCUUCAGGGGAAAUACCGACACUAUCCCAACACCCUCAACAUCCUGACGCAUGGCACCACCAGAAAUAUGCUAACUACAACCAGUUAAUGGCUCAAUCGCAACACUUAAACCAAGCAUUUCAGAGUGCAGCUUUUCCUAGUACAUCUGGAACUACGUUUAGUCAUUUAGUAUCAGCUAACGGCUCAACAGCAAGCCAACUAUUAGAUGCAGCCGUUCCCAGAAACGACUUUGCACGGUAUCCUAGUAAUGAGGUCUAUAAUAAACCUAUUGAUUACAUGCCUAAAGAAACUGAAGGGGAUGAGAAAGUGCCUAGCGAUGAAGUCAUAGAACCGAGAGAAGACGCUUACGUGAAAACAAAUGCUGAUGAAUAUAAUAAGGCGUUACCAAAUAGCGAUUACCCAAAAGUUCCUACAGACUACUCCAAAGUAUCUGUUGAUCCAUCAUCGUCUACAAACUGGAGUCCGUCUCACAACACUUUGAAUAUGAGCCUAUCAGGUAUCUCUAGCGAGUAUAAAUACAUGAAUGAUCCUUACUCUUUCCCUAACAUAAAUGAUCCUUUAAAUCAACAUAAUUAUCCAAAUCCACCACCGAACGCGGUAAACAAAUACUGGAUAUGACAAAGUAUGAAAUUAGUUCUUAAGUAUUUGUUUCAAAAUAAAAAGAUAUUGUUAAUUUUUAUUUAAAUUAUAUACUUAAUAUAUGAUAAGUUUUAUAUAUUAAUUAAUAUUUAGAUAGUAAUAAAGAAUAAUACCUCUAUUCUGCAUUCCAUUUUAUAGAUACCUACUUUAAACCAAACAUUUGUGAAUAUUUGUUAGAAAAGUCAUUAGUGAUUAACU
Messenger RNA from Chilo suppressalis (striped riceborer), 2414 nucleotides. Lineage: Eukaryota; Metazoa; Arthropoda; Insecta; Lepidoptera; Crambidae. The record is from the annotation of a GenBank genome assembly.